CCUUAGUAACCCUAUCAGUUUGUAUGUAUUCUCAACACACUCAUACAUAAUCUGUGGCUGUUUUCUUUUUCUUUAACGAAAUCUUGAAACAUAUUACAUUGUUAAAAUAAAAAGUAAAGGACUAUUUUCAGCAUUUUAUUCUUGAAAAAUUUUGUAGCGCUAUUCUGUUUGUAAGAUAUUGAUAUCAAUUGCAACACAAACUUGCGCGUACAUACAAUGCUGAACUCAAUUCACUUUCAUCCGAUGUGAAAUGCUAUUGAGUUUGGAAAAAAAUAGAUGAGGCUAAACGGAAGCGAAUAUUUAGUUCUUUGUUCACAAUCAGUUUGGAAAUAAAAAAACUUAUUAUUUAUUGAAAGAAUAACAAAAACAAAACAGUAGUUGAGAUAAACAAAGACAUAAUGAAUGUAAUCAUUCGCUUGCAAAAUUUGCCAUGGUCGGCAAAUGCUUUGGACAUUCGUCAAUUCUUCAAUGGUUUAUCAAUUCCGGAUGGUGGUGUUCACAUUGUCGGCGGAGAAAUGGGUGAUGCUUUCAUUGCAUUCAGCACCGAUGAAGACGCCCGACAAGCCAUGAUGCACGACCGUGAAGCUAUAAACGGAGUACAAGUCCGACUAUUAUUGUCGUCUAGAGCAGAAAUGCAAAAGGUCAUAGAAACUGCCAGACAGCAGUCAUUGCGUGCUUUGCAAAACUCGAGUCUUGUUUCUUCUGCUGUGGCUGGAUCCAAAGCAACUACCCCUGUCAUUACUCCAAAAAUGACCACGGCGAGCAAGCCACAGCCACCUGUCAUCACCGCCAAUAGUUUGCAGAGCAUACUUUCAAAUCCGUUGACCGCAGUUAACCCCUCCUUCCUUGCCUAUCAACAGCAAGCCGGCAUAUCUCUAAUAUCAGCUGCCGUUCCUGGCAGAAGUAAUAAUGACGUCGAAGGGGCGGCAUCGCCCAGGCACAACGAAAAUCGGUCUGUGUUAGAAGAUAUAAAACCUCGUUCGAGAUCUCGCUCGCGAUCUUCUGAACGCAAUUCGUUUAGACGACGUCGCGAUCGUAGCAAUGAACGGUUCAGGAAUCGUGAUGAUCGCCAGAGCAGAGACAGAAGCAGAAGUCGCGAUCGGAGUCGUUCGAACAGCCGUGACUGUAGUCGAGACAAAAGUUACGAUUGUGUGUAUGAACGCAUUAAAAAUCCCCAAAAGAGCCACAAGAGUGGCAGCUGCUAUGAUGUAGAUAACAAUAGUGGAAACUCGAAUUCGCUUUCUUCAUGGGGCGCUAAUAGCUCUUAUACGGCUGCAAACACGAAUCAUGGAUAUGACAGAGACAACCCUGUUAGCCACAAAACACCUCCUGUUGCAAAGAGUUUGGAUGCGGGAAAUAGUGCCGCAAAUUCUUUAGCGUCAAUCAACAACUACAGCUUAAGCAACUUCUUGAGUAGCUCCAACGGCAAUAAAGCCUUUGCUUUGCAAAACCCCUACACGGCUGCGCAAAGUACGGAGUCACCUGCGAGUUCUACGAAUAGUUUCACAACUACGAGUAGUUCCGCCAUUCCAGGAAUUUUCGUUGAAAAAAAAUCGGAUGACGUUGUGACCACAACGGAUGUAGUAACGCUAGCACAAGAACCCAUAGUUUUCGCCGACACCAACCCGUAUGAAAAGAUGUACCCCAACUUAUUUGCCCAGGCUGCCGCAAGUAGUAUUGUUAGCGGCCAGAAAACUUUACCCAACAGCAGGAACGUGCAUUCGUCGUCUCCAGUUUCCCCCAGAGAUGAUGACACCCACGCUCGAGAAUCCGAUCCUAGUAAGACAAGGUGUAUUAAAAUCUCAAAUAUGUGCCCGGGGACAACAUACAGUGACAUACGUAAAUUUUGUGUUGGCUUGUAUAUUCCCCACAAUGGAAUAAAAAUGGUGAAUGACGCAUACGGUCUGAGAGUAGGGGUGGCUUAUGUCGAGUUCGCCAAACACGCAUGCGUAGUAAGAGCUUUGUCUCGAAAUAAUCAACUUUUAAGAAACAAGUCAGUUGUCAUAGAAGCUGUGUCGGAAGAGGAGUUUGAAUCAAUCACGGACAACUUCCAUCCAGAUGGACACAAUCGCGACAGACAGCAGGGUGGAGGCAGAAGCGAUUACAAUUCGGAACCACUUGUCCGAGAUAUGGCUUCAAAUGCAUUCAAAAGCCAACCCAACUUGCAACCAUUCAGCGUUCUAUAUAUAGAAGAUAUUCCGGCAUUAACCACUGAACAGGACAUUAUGAAAAUGUUCAGCGCAUUCUCUCUAUAUGACAUUCUCAUGCUUUCAUCUCCUGAAAACCGACGCGAAUUCGUGGCACACGUUCGUUUUUCUCGAGAAGACGAUGCGUUGUCUGCCUUCGAGGACAAAGCUCGUCAUCAGAUCGGCUACCGACGGCUCCGAAUAAGGCCUGGCUCUGUAGAGGAAAUGGAGCGAGCGAAAGAGAAAAUUCGACUAGCGAAUGAACAGCUAAUGAAAGAAGAGCAAGCUGCUGCCGAAGAAGAGAACCGGCGAAGGCAGAAAGAAGAAGCGAUUGCAAAGUCAAAAGAAGUAAUAAGUUUGGAUCUGACGCAAAGUGAUGGGGAGGAGGACGACCAGCCUAAUGCAGGGGACCUGAACUCCAAAAAUUUCAUUAAUAAAACCAAUAAAUUAAUCGAUGAUGUAGUCCGUAGUAAAAACGAGGAGGAAAGAAUAGAAAGCAACUAUGGAAUGUAUAAAGCCUACGACAGAAUGCAGAGCCCGAGUGAUGACGAUUCUCAACAUUACAAUAAUGAUAAUUGUACACCAAACCCUUUCGGUUACGAUAAUUCUGUAAGCUCCAAACCAACCUCUAGAAUUAAAGAUCCACGUUUGCGAAAAGGAUCUAACCACCACACCACAUCUCCUAUUGGCCAAAUGGAUGCCGGAAUGAGCAAUGUGUGUGGACCCACUAAUUUUAAUAAUUUCAAUCCGAACUUUAACGACCAGCAAACACCAACGCCUUCCGCAAAUAGCAUUGAACAAAAUUUUGUAAUACUGAAGAAUUGUCCUUAUGCAACACGUAUCAACGACGUUGCCCAGCUACUACUUACGGCUAACCUGGCUUUAAAACACAUAGAACCCUUGUGUAAUGAUAGACAACUGCCAACCGGGGAAUUUAUCGUAGAGUUUCGUAGAUCACAUGAUGCUGAAAUCGCUGUGAACCGCUUCCAUAACAUUCAAUUUAUGAAUCGAAGUCUGAGAGUGUUUCCCAUUGCUCCGCAAGAAAUUGCUAACCGUUUGAACAAACCUUUCCUGGGCUAUAUUCCUGGGGGAAAUGGUAUAAAAGUCUCCGACCUGAAAAGUCUUGCGGCAGCCAUGAAUGUUAGCCCUGGUAUGAACUCUCGUCUGGAAUGGAGUGGCACGAACAAUAACAGUAAUUUCAACUUUAGAAACAAUUCCAACAACAAUAAUAGAUUUGAAACAAAUGACAUCAACUAUUCGAACAAUAACAACAACCGUGUUGACAUGAAUGAGGCAAUUGGCAGCGAUGGAUUGCCCGAACGAUUUUGUCGUCCCGGAUGUGUCCUAGAAUUGGAAAAUGUCCCAUAUAAAGCACAGCUCUCAGACAUUUUGAAUUUCUUUCAUGGAUUCGAGCUAAAGUCCGAAGAUAUAAUACGUCGUUUCAAUGAUGUGGGUCAGCCGACAGGUGAUGCAAGAGUUGCAUUCGAUUCGCCGGAAGCUGCACGAAAAGCCUUGGAUGCUCGCAAGCGCAAGCAAAUAUUUAACCGAACAAUUUAUAUGAAAAUACUAAAUUAGAAAUGUGACCCACCCGUUGUUUCCUCUGUACAUAAAUAUAUACAUCAAUACCAUAUUAAUAACUUACAUUUUCUGUACAAUUAAAAUAAAAUGCUAUACCAUUUCUACGGUAUAUUGUGGCAAAUACGAAUUGGUAUUACAAUAUUUCAAACAAGCUACACAUACAUAUAGUAAUAUACAUAGAUAUUAAAACAAAUUUAAUACGUGUACCCUAUUCAAUAUAAUAAAUAAAUGCAACAUACUAUUUACGGA
This is a messenger RNA of Musca domestica (house fly), 4013 nucleotides long. RefSeq lists its product as uncharacterized. Gene Ontology annotation, cellular component: ribonucleoprotein complex; nucleoplasm. Lineage: Eukaryota; Metazoa; Arthropoda; Insecta; Diptera; Muscidae. Gene Ontology annotation, molecular function: RNA binding. Gene Ontology annotation, biological process: regulation of RNA splicing. The record is from RefSeq and is a predicted model, not a curated record. The coding region runs from base 399 to 3761 and encodes 1120 amino acids. The transcript has 3 exons.